AUGUCUGGCCCAAUCUCUACCAACAACUUCUUGACUCUCAUUCCCACCGCCCACCGGGUGGCAGUCGUCUCUGGCUCAGACUUGCAGACUCCACUUGACAGCGCCGUCGUGGCAGGAGAGUCGAUCAUCCCUACAGUUCAGAAGACCCGCCGCUCCAGUUCGACCGCGACGGCCGACUCUACCACCACCGUCGAGUCACCCACCGCAGAUGUCAACGGUCACACAUUCCUCAAGCUAGGCAACUGA
This is a messenger RNA of Capronia coronata CBS 617.96, 246 nucleotides long. RefSeq lists its product as uncharacterized. The transcript has a single exon. Lineage: Eukaryota; Fungi; Ascomycota; Eurotiomycetes; Chaetothyriales; Herpotrichiellaceae. The coding region runs from base 1 to 246 and encodes 81 amino acids. The record is from RefSeq and is a predicted model, not a curated record.